This is a messenger RNA of Empidonax traillii (willow flycatcher), 2216 nucleotides long. It is a transcript of the gene FKBP14, whose product is annotated as FKBP prolyl isomerase 14. The transcript has 2 exons. Bases 2 to 358 code for a protein of 118 amino acids. The record is from RefSeq and is a predicted model, not a curated record. Lineage: Eukaryota; Metazoa; Chordata; Aves; Passeriformes; Tyrannidae. Gene Ontology annotation, molecular function: calcium ion binding.
GAUGGCGGCGGCGCUGCUGCGGUGUGCCCUGCUGUGCGCGGCACUGGGCUGCGCGGGCGCGGCGAUGAUCCCGCCUGCCGACGUGAAGGUGGAGGUGCUGCACAAGCCCUUCAUCUGCCACAGGAAGACAAAGUGGGGGGACAUGAUGCUGGUUCAUUACGAGGGCUACCUGGAGAGGGACGGCUCCAUGUUUCACUCCGUGAAAAUUUACUUGAAGAAAGAAUUUGAAAAGCAUGGAGCAGUGGUAAAUGACACCCAGCAUGAUGCUUUGGUUGAAGACAUCUUUGAUAAAGAAGAUGAAGACAGUGAUGGGUUUAUAUCCGCAAGGGAAUUUACAUACAAGCAUGACGAGCUGUAGAAAAGGGUGGCAUAAUUUUUUUGGACACAAAUAGCAGUGACUUAGACUGUCUGGUUCUCCUGUCAUCUUAAUUCUGUGUUUUGGAGUUGAUGAUUGCUGUUGGCAAAGAAACACUUUGUUUAUAUGAAAGAGAAUUUCUGUUCAUUAUGUACAAAUGUUUUAAACUAUUUUAAAGUAUGAAAAUGUACCUCCUUUUAUACAGCAAAGACUUGCACAUCAGUAUUUUUUAAAUUUUGUAUUAACUUAUUUUUCAGAACUGAAACAAACUUUCUAGUUAUCCAUCAUUAUGAAAAUCAAAAUCCAGUUCAAUGACUUUCUGUGAUUUGUUUGUGUGCUAAGAUCACUUUCAGCAACUACUUUAUGUAUAACUUCUAGCCUGUGGCUUAAUUACUUGACUUUCCUUCUUGUGUGUCACUGCUUAAAAAGCAGUGCUGACCUUGGGGGUUUUUCCUGCAGAUUUUAAAAAGAUAUGCUGGAAGGCAUCAGCAUCUCUUUUUAUACAUUCGAGAAAAUGGUACAAAGCUGAGUGAGAAGAAUGAUUAUCCUAUGCUGAUUUUGCCCUUCUGAAGGGAGAGUGUUAUCACCCAUGCCAAUAACUGUCUGCAUUUUUUGUUGAAUUAUGUGAACAAGGCAGGAGUUAAAUGUCAGACUUUUACUUCUACUGCCAACACCAUUCUAGGAAAUGUCUGUAAUUUGAAAAACAGCAAAUUCUGCUUCAGUGCAGAGGUGGUGUCCUUUAAAUGUACACACACAUUUGUUUUGAAACUCAGAGUUUGCAUUCAUUGAAAAAGAUCACACCUUUGUCCUCUCACAGUUUGAGGGAGAUCUUACAGGAGGAAAAGUGUACUGACAGGAGGAUCACUAUGGCCUGAAGAAUAAUUUCCAUGGGCUUGCCUGCUUUGCAGCUGCAUGAGUUGCAGAACUUGUUUCGUGUUCCCUUUGCAGUAUUUUUCACAAGCAGGACACAAGUGAUGUGAAUUUUAAAUAAUAAAGUGAAUUUUUAGGAAAACAGAGGCAUGAAGUAAAUGUUGUGGUACUGUGUCUUUACAGAGAUGGCGAUCAUCAGGAUUUCAAACACAAAAUGGAAUUGUUUGAACUGUUUUUGGAGAGGAAAAAACAUUUUGCAAUCAUCCAUGAUUUCUUAAAUGAGAGGGCAAGGCAUCUCAGGGAAAGAACAAGCCUGUAUUCUGACAUCACUAACCUAUGGGUCUAUGAACACAGCACUGUACUUGGAAAAUGUUGCCCAGAGCUAUGUAAGGACACAAAGCAAGUCCAGUUGUAUGAUCUCGAGAUUGCUGCAUUGCACUAAUCCUUAACUACUGCCAAGUGAGACUCUGCAUUCAAGGUUCUCAAUGCUGUAGGCGAGUUAGAUGUUUCCCUGCCACCUAGUGUUGCAACUAAGGAUUAGAAGACUGCUUCAUUAAACAGAGUUCAGCUUAUGCACAUUACAGAUUGCUGCCAAUAGUGGCUUGUUUUUUUGGGGGGGAAAAGUGUAACUGAAGGUAUGCAGCGGUGGGCAGUUUUCUUUUGUUUUUCUUCCAGCAUCUGACAUUUUGUGGCUGGUGUUCUAAAUGAUAAACAAUUGUAGCAAUGUAUUUUGUUUUCAGUAAUCUUUAGGUAUUUUUCCUCAAUGCUGCCAUCUAGUUUUCUCAAACCCAUUUAUACUAUUGCUCCUGUGGCAAUGAGUUUCACAGUAGAAUAGUGUGGGAAAAGAUUUCCCUUCGGUUUUAGGCUCAUUGCCUACCUACCCUGAGUUUUUUAUUGUGAGGAAAUAAUGAAUAAUCAUUGCCAAUUUAGCUCUUCUUACCAAUCAUGGUUUUGCAUAAUAUUUUUUUCUCAUCACUUAGGAAAAUCAAGC